AUUAAAAAAAAAGAAAAGAAAAGGAAAACGUAUUUGAUUUUGAGCAGGCAUUUUUUCCUCUUUCUGUUAAGUCACUCAGCUCAUAGUUUUUCUUCCUCUUUGCCUUUUCUCUUUACUCUUUUGCAAUUUCAUUACAUUCAAAAUUGACACUCCUAUUUAAUAGGCUAGUUAGAUUGGAGCUUUUUCUUCGUCUCGAUUUUUAUUUUUUAUAACUUCUUUUGGGUUGAAUUGAUCAUUUUUGCGGUGGGGAAUAAAAAAGGGGAAGAUGUUUUUCUCCGGCGAUUCAUCGACGAGGAAGCGAGUGGAUUUAGGCGGACGGAGUUCCAAAGAAAGAGACCGGAAGAAGCUUGUGGAGCAAACUAGGUUCGAGAGGAAUCGCCGCCUCCAGUUGCGUCAGAACAACUCUGCUGCUCUCAAAAUUCAGAAAUGCUUUAGAGGGAGAAAGCUUGUGGAGGCUGAACGUUCAGAAGUCCGAGAGAGGUUUUUUACCAGAUUUGGCAAGCACUUCCAGAAUGUGGACAGGCAAUGCUUUGGUCCAGAUUCUGAUUUUCUCCGCUGGCUACUUUUCUUUUUUAACCCCAAAAAUGCUGCUGAUUGUUCUGCCCUUGUGGAAGUUUGUCAGUUGCUUCAGAAGUUGGAUCAAGAUAAUGUGCUAGAUAUUAUAAGCCUCUUUGCUGGUGCUGACUAUCCAUCCAAUAAAGCCCUGGUGGAGUACAGGGUUAAGAAAUUUGCUUUGGCAUGUAUUCAGGCAAUUUAUGAGAAUAGGAUCCAGUUGAGAGACCAACUAAUGGCAUCUAAACAUUCUGGUGCUCCAGCAAUUCUCUUGUUAGAUGCAUUACAUCUAUUGAUUGAUGACAGACUUCCCUGGGCUUGUAACACAGUCAGCUAUCUUUUACAAAGAAAUGUAUUUUCCAUGUUUAGAAAUGUCAUUCUGACGCUGAAGGAAGUAACUAUCCAGGGCCUUGUUGGUGAUGUAUCUUCUUUGGAACGUGUUCUGGCCCUCAUUAUAUCUCAUGUGGGGCAAACACCUUGUGUUUGUCCGAAUGUUGACCCAAGUUGGAGUUUCUCAUCCCAGCUUCUUACAAUUCCUUUCUUGUGGCGUCUUUUUCCGCAUCUAAAAGAGACUUUUGGAGCUCCUAGGUUGAGUCAGCAGUAUUUCCAUCAGAUGGCCCUCUGUGUGAAAAAUCAUAAGAAUGUUCUACCUGAAGAUAUAUCAAGUGAUUUUCCUAGUUUCGCCUGCCUUCUUGGAAAUAUAUUAGAAGCUGCUGGAGUUGCUUUCGCUCACCCUGAGUCAUUUGAUAUGGCUGUAGAUUUUGUGACUCUUGCAACAUUUUUGUUGGAAGCAAUUCCACCCAUCAAAACAUUGAAUGAAGGAGGUAAACAAAAUUCCAAUACUUAUGAUGACGAAAUGCUUGUUGAUGAUGAACGAGCAGAAAAAGUUCUAAAUGGUGAUUUGGAGCUCCAGAUUUAUAAUGCAAUAGAUCCACGCUUUCUUUUGCAAUUGACAAAUGUUUUGUUGGGUGGGGUUUCGCUUGCCAAUAAUUCAUAUAUAGGUGGGCCCAAUGAUAAAGAGGCUGCAGCUGUUGGUGCUGCUUGUGCUUUCCUUCAUGUUAUGUUCAACAUCCUGCCUCUAGAGCGCAUCAUGACUGUGCUAGCUUAUAGAACAGAGUUGGUUCUUGUGCUUUGGAACUUCAUGAAAUGCUGCCAUGACAACUGUAAAUGGUCAUCCUUGUCCAAGCUGUCUGCAUAUUUGCCUGAAGAUGCACCUGGUUGGUUACUACCUUUGGCUGUUUUCUGCCCUGUUUACAAGCACAUGCUUAUGAUUGUUGAUAAUGAAGAGUUUUAUGAGCAAGAGAAGCCACUGCCACUGGAUGAUAUCCGAUGCUUGAUUGUUAUUAUAAGACAGGCCUUGUGGCAACUCCUGUGGCUGAAUCCUGUGGCACCACCUAAUUUUUCCAAGUCCCCUGUUGACACCUUUGCCAUGAAGAAGCACCCAUUGGAAUUUCUUCAGCAUAGAGUUUGUGUUACAGCUUCUGAGCUCUUGUCGCAGUUGCAAGAUUGGAAUAACAGAAGGCAAUUUACACCCCCAAGUGAUUUUCAUGCUGACGGUGUCAAUGAUUACUUUAUCUCUCAGGCGACCAUGGAAAAUACUAAAGCAAAUGAUAUACUAAAACUAGCUCCCUUCUUGGUUCCAUUUACGAGCAGAGCUAAAAUAUUUGCGUCACAGCUUGUUGCGGCAAGGGAAAGGAAUAUACCUCAUGUCCCCUAUGUUAGGAACAGGUUCAGAGUAAGAAGAGAUCAUAUCUUGGAAGAUGCUUUUGAUCAGUUGAAUGCCUUGACUGAAGAGGAUCUUCGAGGACUGAUUCGUGUUACUUUUAUCAAUGAAUUUGGAGCGGAGGAGGCUGGAAUCGAUGGUGGUGGUAUUUUCAAGGAUUUUAUGGAAAAUGUUACUAGAGCAGCCUUUGAUGUACAGUACGGAUUAUUUAAGGAAACGGCGGAUCACCUACUGUAUCCCAAUCCUGGAUCAGGACUAGUACACGAACAGCAUCUCCAGUUGUUUCACUUUCUUGGAACUGUUCUUGCUAAGGCAAUGUUCGAGGGAAUUCUUGUUGAUAUACCAUUUGCAACCUUCUUUCUGAGCAAAUUGAAGCAAAAGUACAAUUACUUGAAUGAUUUGCCUUCCUUGGAUCCAGAAUUAUAUCGGCAUCUGAUAUUUCUGAAGCAUUAUGAAGGUGAUAUCUCAGGGUUAGAGUUGUACUUUGUUAUUGUCAAUAAUGAAUACGGGGAGCAAGCAGAAGAAGAGCUGCUUCCUGGGGGAAAGAAUUUACGGGUGACAAAUGAAAAUGUCAUCACAUUUAUUCAUCUUGUAGCCAACCAUCGUUUGAAUUUUCAGAUACGCCAACAAAGUUCUUAUUUCUUGAGGGGGUUUCAGCAGCUUAUACAGAAAGAAUGGAUUGACAUGUUUAAUGAGCAUGAACUUCAGCUUUUAAUAUCUGGAUCAGUUGAUGGCUUUGAUCUUGAUGAUCUUCGAGCUCAUACCAACUAUGCAGGGGGCUAUCAUCAAGAGCACUAUGUCAUCGAGAUGUUCUGGGAAGUUAUCAAAUGCUUCUCUUUGGAAAAUCAGAGGAAAUUUUUGAAGUUUGUUACUGGGUGUUCUCGAGGGCCCUUGCUUGGGUUUAAGCACUUGGAGCCGUUAUUCUGCAUACAGAGGGCUGCUGGCAGUGCUUCUGAAGAAGCUCUUGACCGAUUACCAACAGCAGCUACUUGCAUGAAUCUUCUAAAGCUUCCUCCAUAUAGAAGCAAGGAGCAGAUGGAACAGAAGUUGCUAUAUGCCAUUAGUGCAGCAGCUGGUUUUGAUCUGAGCUAAUAGAGAGUUGAAUCGUAGGGUUAUCACGGUAGAGAGUUCCAAUUGAAGCAGGCGGAAUUCUCAAGUGUAUUGGAUCAAAGGAAAUAAUUGGUUUGAGGAGAGCAUGUGCUUGGUUCGAUUUGAGUAGCAUUAGGGCCUUUUGUGGGUAAAGUAUACGCUGGUGAUUGUCAACGGGUUGACCAAGUGAAAGCCCGAACAGCAGCAAGGGGAGGCAACGUUCAACUUCUCCAAUGUGCAACUGGAUUCUGUGUGGAUACAAAAUUUGCUAGGCUGCUUGGUCUUUAGAUGUACAUAUGUUGGGGUAGCAAUGUAAAUCAUCUUUGAGGAGACAGGCAAGUGUACAUGUCAAUGGCCUCCUGCGAGUAGGUCUGGCUGGGAAAGUCGGUUUGGGGUUGUAAAUUUUUGAGAAUCUUAUAUCUCACAUAAAAUUCUCGUCAAUUAAUGGUGGCAGGGGGAGAACGAAAAAAGGUUGCCAGACUCUUCUUGAAUGAUAGCGUGCAUUAUAUAGCAUAAUGGAUUAAAAGCUGUGCAGAAGGAAGUAUGUACUAAGAGUAUGUAUGUAUAAACUUUAAAGUAAAAUUGCACAACCAGUCCUUUAUAUGUUGCAUUUGUAUUUUUUUUGGGUCCCUUACUUUCAAAAUGAUGCAAGUAUAUCCCUUACAAACACAACAAAA
Messenger RNA from Coffea arabica (coffee), 4041 nucleotides. RefSeq names its product E3 ubiquitin-protein ligase UPL6. Lineage: Eukaryota; Viridiplantae; Streptophyta; Magnoliopsida; Gentianales; Rubiaceae. Gene Ontology annotation, molecular function: ubiquitin protein ligase activity. Gene Ontology annotation, biological process: protein polyubiquitination; ubiquitin-dependent protein catabolic process. The record is from RefSeq and is a predicted model, not a curated record.